This is a messenger RNA of Trypanosoma grayi, 316 nucleotides long. RefSeq lists its product as hypothetical. The record is from RefSeq and is a predicted model, not a curated record. The transcript has a single exon. NCBI's taxonomy places the organism in Eukaryota, Euglenozoa, Kinetoplastea, Trypanosomatida, Trypanosomatidae. The annotation marks the transcript as partial.
GCACUCCUCCUCGCCUUGCGUGGGAAUGGUUUGCGCAGUAACGAUGCGCUUCUUGGACUUCGAAAACGAAUAUUUUCUCUUCGAUAAGACUAACCUUUCUUUGGAGGAGCGCACGCUCACUGCUGCAAUGAAGAAAAAGAAAAGGACCACUGCUGGGGUCACCGCGUGCCUCAAUCAUCUCCAAGCAUCGUGUGGGUUGAGGGAUUGGUGUGCAAUCACAUUGGCCCUGGUCGAGAGGUCCCUGCAGCUUCAUUCGCCGAUGUAUGACGUUGCGUUGGUGGGCUCGCCGGGACGGAGUACACACCUCGACGCAUAG